CAUUUUGGCCUAGAGUUCUCUGAGAGUAGUGGAGCAUUUUCUCCCUGCGUAUCAACCAUCACACUCUGCCAGAGUAUCAAUUAACUCCAUAAAAUCUCCCAUCCUCUCUCUCUGCGCCAGCUUCGUGUGCUGCAAGCAGAAGGAAUGGGUGCAGCAGCAACCGGAGUAUGGCUAAACCACAUCUCCAGAGCAACACCAGACGUUAAACGCCUUGCGAAAUUCUACGAGGAGGUUUUAGGGUUUGAGAGGAUCGAAUCCCCAAACUUCGGCGACUUCGACGUUAUCUGGCUGAAGCUACCGUCUGCGUCCUUCGCCCUCCAUCUCAUCGAGAGGAACCCCCUUUCGUCGCUUCCUGAAGGCCCGUCGGGUUCGACGGCUGAGAUCGCUGCUGCCGAUCCCAAGCAUCUCCCGAGAGGCCAUCAUCUUUCCUUUGCCAUCUCCAACUACGAUUCCUUCAUUGAAUCUCUAAAGGGAAAUGGAGUGAAGGUUUUUGAGAAGACCCAACCAGAUGGCAAGACAAAGCAAGCGUUCUUCUUUGACCCAGACGGUAAUGGCCUGGAAGUAGGGACUUGGGUGCAACCAUGAGAAGGAACCUCUUCAGUCCUCACAUGUAAAACAGAACAAUAUCUACUGUUUAAAACCAGCAGCUUGUGUGUUUUGGUUUUGAGUACCUGUUGUAUCUACUGCUCUUUAUGCUCCUGUCUUCUUCUUAUAUAAUACACGACCUGUUUGCAGUA
Molecule: messenger RNA, 737 nt
Organism: Magnolia sinica
Lineage: Eukaryota; Viridiplantae; Streptophyta; Magnoliopsida; Magnoliales; Magnoliaceae
Product: glyoxylase I 4-like
Exons: 4
Coding region: 145-585 (146 amino acids)
Source: RefSeq, a predicted model, not a curated record